Messenger RNA from Rubroshorea leprosula, 925 nucleotides. The record is from the annotation of a GenBank genome assembly. NCBI's taxonomy places the organism in Eukaryota, Viridiplantae, Streptophyta, Magnoliopsida, Malvales, Dipterocarpaceae.
UUGUUCUAUGAUUGCUUAUUUGAUUUCCUUCUGAAGAACUUGAGAAUGCUAAGUCUCUUUGUCAUUUAUAGAUCCAUUUUAGCUAAUUUCCUGUCAGAAUUACCCGUGUAUAUACACGUGAGUUGAAUUCUUACUAUUCUUCUUCUUAUUUUCAAAUAUUCGAUCAAAUUAUCUUUGCAGAUGGUAUCGUUAGUCUUAUCCUCUUCUGGUUGCCAAAGUAUUUAAGGUUUCAGUUUGCAUUGCCAACAAACUAAUUCAGAUUGGUUUACACUUUAGAUGGUGUAUCUUAGUCCCUCUUAUCCUGUGUGAGUCGUCUGUAAGGGUCAACUUUGCUACAGUUCUAAUACCAUUUAUUCUUAAUUACUGUCAUUGGGCUUCUUAUAUCGCUUUUCCACCAUGUACAUGCAUGGGGAUUUUGUGUUAGAGAUUUGGAAGGGUUAACUGGGGAGAUCUUUGAGGCUGAACUGGUUAUCUGGUGCUUUUCUUAUUCUUUUAUGGCAUGAUGACUCAAUUCCCUCCCCUCUCCUCCCCGCCCAAGGAUAGGUUAUGCCAUGAUGAACUACAUACUCCUUUGACUAAAUGUUUUGUGAUGCUUUCUUUUGAAGUUUGAACAUAGAACAUUGUUAUGUACUGACCUGUUUCUCUUCUACAGCAGUGGACUAUUUGUAACAUGCCUCCGGAGUCAGCUAAAUUUCAUGCCAAUGGAGAGAUUAUUUUUGUCUUUCCUGUUCUAGUUCCAUUUUGCGUCUUUCACAUUAUCCUAGAUUGCUACAAUCAUAGCAAGCUCGCAUUCUUUGUUUCUUCAGUUGAUUACUCAGUUAUUUGCUACCGAGAAAAUCGUUGGAAAUUGUACUGAUGUUAGUAUUUUAGAAAAUUUAUAUUGUGUUGGUUCAUGCAUGGUAUUUCUCCGAUCUUAUUUCUGAUA